Messenger RNA from Adineta ricciae, 309 nucleotides. The record is from the annotation of a GenBank genome assembly. NCBI's taxonomy places the organism in Eukaryota, Metazoa, Rotifera, Eurotatoria, Adinetida, Adinetidae.
AUGUUCAGUUGUAAACAAGCAAUCAAUAUGUUCGGCGGUCACCUUCUUCAUCACCAUCACAUUCCCCAUGCUGGAUAUGGCGGCUUCAGUGGAGGAAAUUUCGCUGCACCAACGACGUUCGCUGGAAGCUUUCCUCAACAGACCGGAUUUAGUGGUGCGUUUACUGCCCCGAAUGCCUUUACUGGAGCUUUUGCUGCUCCAACGGCGUUCGGUGGCUUAGGUUUCAGUGGACCAAGCUUCGCUGGCGGUGGUGGUAGCUCAAGCUUCCCAGCUGGUUUUGGUUCACCAUACGGUUACAGUCCUUUCUAG